Phaeodactylum tricornutum CCAP 1055/1 is the source of this 1356-nucleotide messenger RNA. RefSeq lists its product with no specific name. NCBI's taxonomy places the organism in Eukaryota, Bacillariophyta, Bacillariophyceae, Surirellales, Neidiaceae. The transcript has a single exon. Bases 298 to 1356 code for a protein of 352 amino acids. The record is from RefSeq and is a predicted model, not a curated record.
UGUGAGAGCCGUGAUCGUUAUCCGUGUCAUCCGCAUCCAAAGCAACCGACCGACUAGCCAGUCGAGCCGAAUGAGCUUGGCUCCAUCACGUAUGCACAGAGCAAACGAAUACUCUGUUGACCGGAACCUGUUCUAGUCUACUCUACUAGAGCUCUGGUGAAGACUCCUUUCGCUCAACAGCAAGUGCGACACCUCAACUUUCUGGUGAGAGAGGCAGGGCCAAGCUAGCUAGCAAUCCUCGGACUGUGAAACACCAUACACUACAGGUUGUCUAACUCAGAGCGAAACGCCUGCACGAUGCGAUGGACCAUCUUUCUCAUCGUCACGCUUUGGGCGGAAGCGUUCUGCCUCAAAACUUUGGCGUUUCAUCAAUCGUCAUGUUCGAACGGUAUGGUAGCACGUACACGGCUGGGUGUCGCGACGAGACUAGCCGCGCGUCCCACUAUGACGAAAGUUGGCACAUUCGAUCCACUGGGCUUUGCUUCCUCCGCCGAUAGACGCGUGGCUUCGUACUACCGUCAUCCAGCUACUCCCACCACUGCGGUCGAAACUAGGCCAAGACCAGUGGCAACCGCUGCCGUCGUUGCUACCACGACCGCACUUGUUCCGUUCGAAGCAUCGGCGCAGGUCGCCGGAAACAAAUUUAUUUCGCAAGGUACAAUGAACCCGGAUAACUUUCAACCCGUCUGUCCCGCUUCGGACGGCUUUUACCGAGUUUUGCAAUCAACGACGACUGCCGUCGUUGGCGAAGAAAACUUUGUCGAGUACGGACCUCUCAUAUCGGGUGGAUUGUUGCGCAUCCGUUUGGAACUCUGUGUGGUCGAGAGUUUCUUCAAAGAAGCCAUUGGUCCGUUUAUCCAGCAAAACGGACUCAGUUGGAUUUUGCCCUUGCACGAGACGGUGGAAACCUUUCUGGCUGGCUCCAUAUUUGCCCUAGCGACGACAUUCAUUUUGAUCGGUUCCACCAAGAUCGUGACGGUAGUGCUGGUUUACAUGGAUAUCCUUGUGGGAUUACCGUUUCGGCUCUUUGGCGGGUUCGCGUAUGAUCGGGCCGUGGGCAAGCCAGUGACCUUGGACGUUGGUUUUGGUCCCUUCAAGACGCGAAUAAUUGGACCUCCGAAACCGAAAGAAGGAGAAGUGACCGUGAGUGAAUUCGACUUGACCAAGGCCAGCCCUUUAGGUAUUGUCUUGGUGGCCGUGAGCGGGACCGCACGGAUCAUCGGACAAGUCCUGGGAUUCGUACGAGAAGUUUUCGAAGCCUUUGACUUGUUCGUUGGACGGUACCUGGUAAUAGGAGCUACGGGCUACAUAUUGCUCAAAUUCGUACACUUCAAGAUCUUUCCCGAUUUUCCGUGA